AUGGAGGCAGCAGCGAGGGGAGAUCGGUACGGGUCCCUCCUCGACGCCGCGCGUCGCGGCGGCCGAGGUUCCUCCCUCCACCUCCAUGAACGGCUCGGCGAUUGGUGGGCGGAGCUUAAUCAGCGGGAGUCGUUCGUGUCGAGGCGCCAGGAGGCGCGGAGGGCUGACCACGAGGCCGAGGCCGCCAUGGAAUGGGAGGACUGGGACGGCGCCGGCAGAGACCACGACGGUGGUGGUCGUGCCCGCGCCGACCCGGCCUCGAGGAAGGCCAUGGCGGCCCUGCGCGUGCCGGCGGCGGGCGAGACGAGGGAGCAAGGCUGCGCGGUGUGCCUCGAGGACUUUGUGACCGGCGGCGGCGGGGAGCUCAGGACGAUGCCCUGCUCCCACUCCUUCCACAGGCGAUGCAUCUUCGACUGGCUCCUCGUCAACCGUCGCUGCCCGAUGUGUCGCUUCGAGAUGCCACCCCGGACCCAAGACGACAGCGAUGACGUGCGGGAGCUCGUCGGUGAGUAG
This is a messenger RNA of Lolium perenne, 513 nucleotides long. Its product is annotated as E3 ubiquitin-protein ligase RDUF1-like. The record is from RefSeq and is a predicted model, not a curated record. NCBI's taxonomy places the organism in Eukaryota, Viridiplantae, Streptophyta, Magnoliopsida, Poales, Poaceae. Gene Ontology annotation, molecular function: ubiquitin protein ligase activity. Gene Ontology annotation, biological process: ubiquitin-dependent protein catabolic process. Gene Ontology annotation, cellular component: nucleus.